AUGCCCUCGACGUCUGACCCAGACGACCUGCCAACCAGAGCUAUGGAUUCCCCUGCGUAUCCUGCUGCGCCCUUGGGGUCUCCUGCAGCGUACCCCCCACGGACUCUGGCCUCACCCUCCUUCACACCGAGACCUAUGGAGACACCCAUCUUUCCCCCGCGGACCUCAGACUCUUCCUCGCUGUCAACUAAGCUGGAGGCGCCCCCUUCCCCUCCAGCCUACCCGCCGAGGAGUAUGGAUAUGCCUUAUGGCCAGCGACCUCUUCCAGAGCAUCCUAUGGGAUACUCAAACUACUCGCCAGGAUCGUUCCCACCGUCUUCCGGGCCCUAUGGUCCCCCGCCAGUGUCGUUUGCCUCGCUACCUCCCUCCUUCACGCCCUCGUCUCUGACGCCCUCGCUCCCCUCUACUCCAGGAUUCCCCCCGUCAGGAGCUACUGGAUCGCCCCCUCUGGAAGCGUUUGUACAGUUGCUUCUUGCAAUGAACGUCGAAGAUCAACUGAAGGUAGGUUUGUGCAACAGUGAAUUCCAUAGUGGUUAUGUUGUGUGA
Messenger RNA from Penaeus chinensis, 546 nucleotides. RefSeq names its product merozoite surface protein CMZ-8-like. The coding region runs from base 1 to 546 and encodes 181 amino acids. The transcript has a single exon. Lineage: Eukaryota; Metazoa; Arthropoda; Malacostraca; Decapoda; Penaeidae. The record is from RefSeq and is a predicted model, not a curated record.